AUGGCUCUUGCAAAUAGCAACCCUGUUAAGGACUUGCAGGAUGAAGUCACCUGUGCUAUAUGCCUGGAUCAUUACAAAGACCCAGUUUCAAUAGAAUGUGGUCACUGCUUUUGUAGAGCCUGCAUUGUCCAGACAUGGAGAGGACUUCGGACCAAUUUUCCUUGCCCUCAGUGUCGAAAGACAUCCAAGUGGAAAUUUUUGAGACCCAAUCGCCCUCUGGAGAAUGUUGUGGAAAUUUCUAACCGUCUGCUUUUUACUAAAGAGCAAGAAGAAUGUAUAAAGCAGUGUAAAAAACACCAGGAGCCGCUAAAGUUUUAUUGCCAAAUUGAUGAAGAAGAAAUUUGUGUGGUCUGCAGGGAGUCUGUGGACCACAGGAGCCAUGUUGUAUUGCCAGUAGAGGAAACAACCACAGAAUUUAAGGUGAGAUACAUUAUAACCAAAAACAAAUGCUAUAAGAUGUGUAGAAUUUUAAAGUGGACUUUUCAUCAGUUAAACAUUCAGCAUAAGUUUAUGCAGCACUGA
Molecule: messenger RNA, 522 nt
Organism: Staurois parvus
Lineage: Eukaryota; Metazoa; Chordata; Amphibia; Anura; Ranidae
Source: the annotation of a GenBank genome assembly